GAGACAAUGGAAGUUGCCAACUGUCGAAGCUUGAGAGGAUCUAGAUGCUGUGGGCGGAAAUUGCCAUUUAUUCACCUACAAAUACCAGUCAUGGACAGUAAUAAUUUCAUUUUCCCAGAGAGAGAAAAUUUCAGGUCGAGUAAAAGCGAUGGCCCCGAUAUUUGCAUUAGCUAUGGCCAUCAGUGCCCUAAUUCUUGUCUACUAUUUCAUCUGCUUUUCUACACACAAAAACAUCUACCGAAGAUGCACCUGCAAGGAAAACAUAAUAUCGAUCCGAAAUCUGUCAGAGGCGAGGGAGAUUUUGAAAGAAUCUUCACUUCACUCUCGAGCUCGACCGAAUCAGCGACUUGUGCGCGUUUUCUCCAUUUCUAACGCAUUUACAACCACCAAUCAAGCUUUCUACCAAUCAUUUCUCAAAGCAGCUACAUCUCUUUUGAAGACAUCCAAUGAUUCAGCCUCCACCCUGCCAAAAGAAGUCCUCCCAAUUCUCAAUGAUGAGAUCGCCCCCUCCAUCUCUGAAGAUGGAAUUACACCUCUCAGUCCACUAAUCCAAGUCUUUUGUUUUCGACUCGUGCUUCUCAAGUUCUUUCCUUCCAAACACAUGAGACCCAUGCAAAUCCCCAUCAUCCACAUAACCCAACUUAUCAACUCCCUUUGGAUAUCAUCCAAAUGUUCCUGUUUCGUUCACCCAUCACAAAUCCCAAUGCAGAAAUCACUACAUCACGAACUCGAUUCGCUAUCUUUAUCCACUAGCUCCGAAAAUGAAAAUCCACUCAACAUUCUUCUCCCUGCAUACGAAACGCUAUGGAGAAUUGUUCUUCGUUGUUUCCUCGAAAUUUCAUUUUGUCACUCGUCUGACGUUGCGGCUGAGUGGAAAGAUGUUCUCUCCCAAUUUCUGAAAAACAUGACUGCCGAACAAUUUGGCAAACGGAUAGGAAAGUUUUCGGCUCGAGAUAUCGUCUUCGAAGCUCUGCGCUUGUACCCACCGACCAAGAGGAUUUAUCGUCAGGAUACAGACAAUGGUUCAGUCUUCGCGGUCGAUGUUGAGUUUAUACAAAGGACUGAAGAGAUAUGGGGAACGGAUGGAAAUGAUUUCAGACCAGAACGAUGGUUUGAAUUGGAGAGUAAAGGUAACGUGGCAUAUAAGGAAGCAUGGAUGCCGUUUGGGAAAGGUAAGUUUCUAUGCCCAGCAUCGAAGAUGGCGCCAAUGAUGGUUGGAAUGUUGGUCGGGUGUUUGAUUGAUGCUUUUGGUAGUGACCAUUGGGUCCUGGAAGGUGAAGGUGUGAAAGAUGUGAUUUCGAGAGGAAUGCCCUUGGAUAAUGGGAGAGAGGCUUUUGAGUGUUUGUCAUUGAGGCGAGUUAUUGAUGAAAAGUUUGAUGUGUAAAUGGUAUGGGAGAUAAAAUUUCUGAUCUGACAAAAGGCGAAGGCGCUGAGUUGAAUAAUCCCAUUUGUAUUCUUAACAAAAAGCCCUUUUCACUUCUCAAGAUUUAGCAAUAUGACUACA
Molecule: messenger RNA, 1504 nt
Organism: Botrytis cinerea B05.10
Lineage: Eukaryota; Fungi; Ascomycota; Leotiomycetes; Helotiales; Sclerotiniaceae
Exons: 1
Coding region: 149-1384 (411 amino acids)
Molecular function (GO): heme binding; oxidoreductase activity, acting on paired donors, with incorporation or reduction of molecular oxygen; monooxygenase activity
Source: RefSeq, a predicted model, not a curated record